Didymosphaeria variabile is the source of this 417-nucleotide messenger RNA. RefSeq lists its product as uncharacterized. NCBI's taxonomy places the organism in Eukaryota, Fungi, Ascomycota, Dothideomycetes, Pleosporales, Didymosphaeriaceae. The transcript is spliced from 3 exons. The record is from RefSeq and is a predicted model, not a curated record. Bases 1 to 417 code for a protein of 138 amino acids.
AUGCACGCUUUCAAGGUCCUCGGCUCGGUCGCCCUCUUCGCGCUUUCCGUUGUUGCCCAAGAAGCCGCCACUCCGGCCUCGGCUAUGCCCGUGGUGACCAUGAUGUGGGGCGACUCCAAGCCUACCGACGCUGCCCUCGCGGCGUCCGCUGAAUCUGCCAUGUCCUCUCAGAUGGCCACUGCCCAAGCCGAGAUGAGCAUGUCCGGCAGCAUGUCCGGCAGCAUGUCUAGCAUGUCCAUGUCAACCGCCACAACUAUGCCUAUGUCUGAGAUGUCUGGUAUGAGCAGCAUGAGCGGCAUGAGCAUGGAAACAGCUAGUGCCACCGGCAUGGUGAUGGGAAGUGCCCCGCGAGAGGGUGUUUGGGGAUCGGGCGUUGCGUUGGCGAUGAUGGGUGUCGGGGCUGCUUUGGUGGUGUAA